This is a messenger RNA of Strongylus vulgaris, 582 nucleotides long. NCBI's taxonomy places the organism in Eukaryota, Metazoa, Nematoda, Chromadorea, Rhabditida, Strongylidae. The record is from the annotation of a GenBank genome assembly.
AUGAACAAGCCAGCGAAUUAUUCCUGCUAUAUGUAUCGUGUUGAGUUUGAAUACGUGAAGGUGGAAGUACUUAGCACACAUCCCAUUCUCCUUGUUUAUCAUCAGUUUGCAACGACGCAAGAAAUAAAAGCUUUUUUGACGGAUGCAGAUUCCAAGGAGAUGAAGAUGCUUAAGGUUACUGAUAGCGAAGGCAACCUCAUUUUGAACAAAGGUCGCCAAGCAAACGGUACUAGUAUGAAACAUGAAGAAACUAAAGCGGUUGGAGCAGUCUUUCGAAAGAUUGAGAAAUCUAUUCCUGCAGUGGAUUUCCGAAGAAGCGAAGCUUGGCAGGUCUUGUCGUACUUACCCGGUGGUCAUUAUGCUCCCCAUUAUGACUUUUUCAACUACACUUCAAAAGAACAUCGGGAUCAAUUUACGCGAGAUUUCGGGGACCGUUUCGCAACUCUGCUUCUGGUUUUGCAAACGGCAAAAGGAGGCGGAGAAACUGUUUAUCCAUAUCUGUUCCGUACAAUUACUCCUAAACCUGGAGAUGUUCUUUUUUGGACCAACUUAGACAAACUAGGAAAUGGUGUGAGUUUAUAA